AUGGCGUGUGUGUAUACGUGGACCACUUCUGAGCUUUUGGUUUUGUUUGAAUCGAUCCAGUUCUGUCAGAAGACCAACCGCGACGACUGGGAUUGUGUGUCGCAACUUGUGAAAACAACAAUGAGUGAGACGGGGAUGACAAUGAAUGAAAAAUACAACAAGUAUGGGUGCUCCUCGCAAUACAACGAGUUUGAGUUGAAGUAUCAUACAGCUGCUGGCGAAGGCAAUAUUGUCGAUUACGCGGUCAACUUUUUACGAGAAAAACGUGUUGGUGAACUUGAAAAGGAGAUCCGAGAACGUGAAGGUCACAUCUCGUCACUGAAAGAUUCCUUCCAGUGA
Molecule: messenger RNA, 339 nt
Organism: Entamoeba invadens IP1
Lineage: Eukaryota; Evosea; Mastigamoebida; Endamoebidae
Exons: 1
Coding region: 1-339 (112 amino acids)
Source: RefSeq, a predicted model, not a curated record